AUGAUUGUGGAACGUCUCCAACAGGCCGAGGAGGAGAUUGAAUGGCUCCGUCGAGAAAAUGAAUUAUUGAUGUUCCAAAAAGAUGCUGCGGAGACUCACUGCUAUUUUUCAGCUCAGAUGGCCGACCACUACAAAGCACGGUUGAACAAGAAGCUGGACGACAAAACUCGCAAGGGAUCAAGCAAGAAACGAACGAAGCCCUAUUCAAGGGUGCUGACAUCAGAGGAAGGCCGUGCGGAGCUGAGGGAAUUGGAGGCUGAUCAGGCUGAGCGCGAGCGUCAGGAGGAAGCGAGUAAACAGAAGAAGGUUGCAGAGGAACAGGGAAAACGUGAUCGGCGAGCAGAGCAGGAGCGUUCUCAAGCUGCAUUUACAGGCGCAAUCAAGACCAAAAAGCUGGAGGAAUUACGAGACGUAGCCGCAGCCUUGCGAUUGCCGGAGACUGGACUCAAGGCUGAAUUGUUACAGCGAAUUUUGCAGCACUUCAACGACCACCCGGGACUCAAGAAAAAUCAACGCUAUGAUGGUUUAUUUAAUCCCCCCCGUUCUCGCAGGCGCCGUCUCGAAAAUGACAAUAGUGUGGCGCCUGAAUUCCCGCAAGAUAUGAUUCCCGCAAAUUCGAUUCAACAACCAUCCAGGUAUCAACCACAGCUGCCUGUCACUCAUUCCUCAAUGUCAGCCAUGGAUCUGCCCCCACCCGGCUACGCACCUCCAUAUUAUUCAAUGCACCAUUCUGUACCUCGGUCUCCACCUGUUCUUCACCCUCCCUUCACACCGGUUGGUAGCGCUAGUAUGUCUCAGGAUUUUCGAGUUGGUGGAGUGCAGAUGUAUGACAUUGGGGGCUCUGGUGAUGCAGGCCGUCAGCUGUAUGAGUCAAGACUCUAUCAACAGUACCAUUACAAUCACAAUAAUUAG
Suillus subalutaceus is the source of this 912-nucleotide messenger RNA. RefSeq lists its product as uncharacterized. NCBI's taxonomy places the organism in Eukaryota, Fungi, Basidiomycota, Agaricomycetes, Boletales, Suillaceae. The coding region runs from base 1 to 912 and encodes 303 amino acids. The record is from RefSeq and is a predicted model, not a curated record. The transcript has a single exon.